Eremomyces bilateralis CBS 781.70 is the source of this 476-nucleotide messenger RNA. RefSeq lists its product as uncharacterized. The transcript is spliced from 2 exons. Gene Ontology annotation, molecular function: ATPase activator activity. Bases 168 to 476 code for a protein of 102 amino acids. The record is from RefSeq and is a predicted model, not a curated record. Gene Ontology annotation, cellular component: PAM complex, Tim23 associated import motor. Lineage: Eukaryota; Fungi; Ascomycota; Dothideomycetes; Eremomycetales; Eremomycetaceae. Gene Ontology annotation, biological process: protein import into mitochondrial matrix.
UCCACAGUCACCUCCAUCAAAGAUGAGCGUUCUUGCAAUCGGUAUCGGCGUUGCGGCUGCCGCCUUCUUCGUAAGUAACUCCUCCUAUCCUCAUCCGCAUAGAAUGCAAUCGCCUUUGUGUUCCCCCUCUCCAGAAUCAAGGGACAUCCGGGCUGGUCAUCAGUCGCAUGUUACCCACGCACGUUGAAACCUCUACUGACGCUUUUGCAAAGGGCCGCGCUGGCCUCGUCGCUCUUCGUCGCUCCCGAGGCGGCAUGAGCGCUCUCGGUCGCGCGUAUUACAAAGGCGGCUUCGAGUCCAAGAUGAACCGACGGGAGGCGGCGCUGAUCCUCGAGAUUUCAGAACGCGGCGCCACCAAAGAUCAGAUCCGCAAGCGCCACCGAGCGCUGAUGUUGCUCAACCACCCCGAUCGUGGCGGAAGCCCGUACCUGGCGACGAAGGUCAACGAGGCGAAGGAAUUUCUGGAUAAAAGCUAG